This is a messenger RNA of Ochotona princeps (American pika), 1342 nucleotides long. RefSeq names its product chromosome 20 C7orf57 homolog (gene C20H7orf57). The record is from RefSeq and is a predicted model, not a curated record. Bases 401 to 1243 code for a protein of 280 amino acids. The transcript is spliced from 8 exons. NCBI's taxonomy places the organism in Eukaryota, Metazoa, Chordata, Mammalia, Lagomorpha, Ochotonidae.
GUUACCCCACUCGCCCCUCUUGCAGCCGCUCUUACUGCGGCUGGGGUUCCCCGCGGGACAGGGCGUCACGCGGGGGAUCAGCCGGCCCAUGCAGCCCUGGCUCCCGGCGGUUGGCAGUCGGGGCCUGCGCGCUGCCUCGGCUCCGAUGGGCUGAGUGCUGCUCCGCAGGCAGCCCCCAUUGGCCCCGGCUCACCCGUCGCGCCCGCCGGUUGGCUGUGCCGCCGUUGCCCUGGCGACGUGCGCUGUUGUGGUUCCGCGCAGCGCCGGGAAUGUGGGGUUGGUCCUCACCGGGCCGCAGCGUCCUGACUCCAGCCGCCGCGCCCCCGAGCCGCGGCGUCCACCCCGAGCCUGGGCCAGUGGCUGCAGCUCCGGGUGAGCCAGGCCGGCUGGACUCUGCGCCAUGAGGAACGCUGGCAAGGAGGUGCAGGGCUCCUCACAACGCUACGCCCCGUGCGACUGGUAUUACCACCUGCCAGCCAAGCGCUCCGAGAAGCCCGUGGAUGCCCCCCCAGCGUCCCAGAUCCCGGGGCUCAGCGACCUGGGAGACUCUGCGAGCAGAAGCCUGCCAGGAGCUCGGAGAUACUGGAUCAAGGAAACGGACUCAGAGUACGUGAAGCUGGCCAAGCAGGGCGGCAGGCCUGAUCUGUUGAAGCACCUUCCCCCUGGGACCUCGACGACGGGCACCCCCAUGGCUUACUCCUUGCCUGACUGGUACAUCCACCACAGCAAGCCACCUACUGCCAUGCAGCGCCCGGUUCCUGUGGUCUCCAUGCCCGACUACAUGGUUUAUGAAGAAUUCAACCCUAACCAGGCCAACGGCAGCUACGAGUCCAGAAGGGGGCCCUUUGACUUCGACAUGAAAACCGUUUGGCAGAGGGAGGCUGAGGAGCUCGAAAAGACCAAAAAGAAGGUCAAGCUGCCAGCCAUUCAUUCCAAGAAUCCCAGCAAAGUGGGGACCCCGCUCGGCCCCAGGGACCCUGCAGGAAGCAGACUGUCCUUCCCUCCCAUGCCUGGCCAAAAAGCCAGUUCACCCACAAACUUUUCCAAACUUAUUAGCAAUGGUUAUAAGGAUGAGUGGUUGCAGCAGCAGCGCACCGACUCGGACAAGAGGACUGCGAAGGCGGUGGCCACUCGGUCCUCGGAGGAGCCCCAGGGACUGGAGGACACGGAGUCGCGCCAGGAGCCAGAGGUCCCCGAGGGCUCCGAGAGCGCGCUAGAAUCUCCUCCUCCAAGUGAGUACUGAUAGAGAGCCAUCCUGAUCAGAAGGCGUACGUGUCGUGUCUUAGCCGGAAGUCUGCGACCCGGCCUCUACUUGGGAGAUCCUAGCAGCCGGCCACCUGCC